AUGUUUAACGAUUGUAAACAUAGAAAAUGCAAAUUAUGUGAGUUUGUAAUUGCUGAACUUUCCGAUUGUUCAAAGGAAAGAUUGGCUGAACUGCGCAAAACAGAUGCAAAUUUGGAAGAUUUUGGAAACAUGUCUAAUUCAUUAAAUACUCCAUCUAAACUAACGCCUUGUAAAAUAAUGGAGCAUAAAGAAGAUAUAAAAAAAUAUAAGUGGUUUUCCGGAUCAGAUAACUUUGUCCACCAGAACAACGAUUAUUUUGUAAGUUCUGUUGAUCGAAAUAGCCAUGCGCUGAAUUUUCAUUGUGAAAGUGAAGAAUCUUACGGCGAAAUGAAUUCUAAUGUUUCAUGUCAUUGUCAAAUGAGCAUGGUUAACAAAGCGCCGUCCUUAGAAAUACAACUGAAUAGCGAACCUUCUCAUCUGAUUCCCAGCCGCAAUAAUGAAUUAAAUUAUUAUGAUGGAAUUUUUCCCAGAUCAUCAUCAAGAAUGAUGGAAAAAAUGUGUAGCGAGUGCAAGUUAUCUUAUCGCCGUCGUGUUAGAAAAAAAGAUGACUUGAAAUCGAAGAAGUUUGUUCAACUCGCCACAAAGAAAACAUUACCACCUGGAAAGAAAUCGAAUGAAUUGAAUGAUCGAUGUUCUCCAUGUCAUUUUCUCUUAAAUCAAGCAAAUCGACAGAGACGAACGGGUGAAUGCAGUUCUUCUUCUACAGUUGGAAAUCAGUUAGAUGAAACUGUCAAAAGUAUGGAGCAUUGUUUUGUCAAUCCAAAAGCAAUGAAACAGAGUAUGCAUCAGAGGUGGGAAAAAAUAGCACUUAAAAACAGGACAACUUUCUUGAAAACACGUAGCAAACGUAUGUUAGUGGAUCGAUUAAGCAAGUAUAAGUUAAUGCCUCCAUACAAGGCACAUUCUCAAAUCGAGACAGAUAUUAUGGAAACCGAAACCACUCAUUCCUUGGCAGAUAGCUCAUCCAUCUAUCCAGUUAUUUCAUCUACUGCUGAAUCAUCCGAUCGUAAUGCAACCCCAGCUGUGAUGGUUGAAGAAGAAGUUGGUCAACAACAGGUGAAUAUUAAAUAUGGUGAUAAUACUGAUAAUGCUUCUAGUAUUCUAUCCCAUAAUGCUACGGCUGCCAAUGAGCCAACAACUGGCUUAAUACCAUAUGAUUUUUCGAAAAUGAAAAUUGAACAGAUAAACGCUGAUGAGGAUUGUGAUAAAAAGUGUAGUUUUCCUCUUUUACACUCCACAGAAAAUUGUAACUCACCGACAAGUACAAGUACUAUUCAUGGGAGAGAUGAAGAAAUACCUGAUCGUCAAGCAAUGCUGAAGCAAAUGUGGUCUUUAGUGUCCCGAGAAAGCAAUUUAGUGUUAAAGUUAAAACAACUAAACGAAAAUCUAACGAUGAAGCAGGCUGAAAUUUCGUCGUUAAUAAGCCUUCGCUCAGAGAUAGAAGAUGAAAUUGAACAAAUACGUUCAUCGAAGAAUGAAUUAUUGGCCAUUGCUGGUGAUAUGGAAUCGAUUUGA
Messenger RNA from Dracunculus medinensis (Guinea worm), 1515 nucleotides. The record is from the annotation of a GenBank genome assembly. NCBI's taxonomy places the organism in Eukaryota, Metazoa, Nematoda, Chromadorea, Rhabditida, Dracunculidae.